CGAUUCGAGUUCUCCUUCCGCAAGAGACAUAGCGGUCCGUCUACGUCCUCUUCGAGUAUCUCCCCAACAGUUCCUGUGCUCCAAUCGCCCAUGGCCUUCCAAGCACUCGGUGCGAGGACCAUCUCCGAGGCGACAUUGAAGCAGAAGAAUAAACUGGAUAGGGCACCUGUGAGGCCGUCCAUGUUUCUCGAGGAGAAGGACGACGAUGAGCAUGCGAUGUACCCCAUCAAGCCAGGUGUGCCUGCUGAUGUGAAGCCGACUCAUCUCGAACGCAAGAGUAUUGAGGGAGAGUCUGUGUUGCGUCCCAAAAGUCAAUACUUCGAGGAGAUGUUCAAUAUCAGGGGUCUGGUGACCUCCACGAGAACUCAGAUUACUCACGAAGCUGUGACCGUCGUUGAGGUCAAGAUCAAUACCCGGGUCAAGGACGAUGACACGCUGGCGUCGACGAUCUCAACAAGGAUGGCACAGAUUCUUGAAAAGCCCGAGGUCUUCAUCAUGACCACGAUUCAGCAAGAUGCUUGUGUUUACUUUGGGAACUCAAAUACGCCGGCGUACCUGAUGAAGGUGUUCGCAUUGCCGUUUCUCAUAGCGCCUAUAAUGAAUCUCCGCAGUACCAUCCUGAUUCAGAUGGAGCUCCAGAAGAUUCUAAACAUAGCGCCGAACCGCGGAAUCAUCUUAUACAUUCCGAUGCCGGAAGAGAACCUUGCAACCAACGGAGUGACUGUGAUGGGCCAGUUGGCAAAUCUGGAGCGUGGCACGGGGAUUUUUCGAACUAUUUCUCGGACUGUGAGCCGAAAGUUGAAAUCCGGUAGCACACAGAGUGCUCCGAUCUCUGUGGCGACAACAUCCUCGUGG
Messenger RNA from Aspergillus aculeatinus CBS 121060, 855 nucleotides. Its product is annotated as MIF domain protein. NCBI's taxonomy places the organism in Eukaryota, Fungi, Ascomycota, Eurotiomycetes, Eurotiales, Aspergillaceae. The transcript is spliced from 2 exons. The annotation marks the transcript as partial. Gene Ontology annotation, molecular function: phenylpyruvate tautomerase activity. The record is from RefSeq and is a predicted model, not a curated record.